Molecule: messenger RNA, 1152 nt
Organism: Astyanax mexicanus (Mexican tetra)
Lineage: Eukaryota; Metazoa; Chordata; Actinopteri; Characiformes; Acestrorhamphidae
Product: olfactory receptor 4S2-like
Exons: 2
Coding region: 107-1042 (311 amino acids)
Biological process (GO): G protein-coupled receptor signaling pathway
Cellular component (GO): membrane
Molecular function (GO): olfactory receptor activity; G protein-coupled receptor activity
Source: RefSeq, a predicted model, not a curated record
ACACUUUGCUUCAACUUUGCUAUUUAUUUACAGACUGCAACACAUUUCUUUGUCCAGUCUCAUUAUAUGGAACUGCAUUGCAUUCUCAAAUGAAAGUGAUAAUAAGAUGAUGGAAGAUGUUUCUAAUGUCUCAGUGUUCACACUCUCAGGAUUAAAUGAGACAACUGAAAACAGAUACAUCAUUUUUGCCUGGACAACACUGUGGUAUCUUCUUAUUUUACUGUGUAACUUCACAGUCAUUUUUGCUAUUGCUCUGGACAGGGGGCUUCACGAGCCUAUGUACUUGUUUUUGUGUAAUCUGUGUGUAAAUGCACUGUAUGGCACUGCUGCGUUCUACCCUAAAUUCCUGUAUGACCUUCUCUCACCCUUACAUGUGAUUUCAUAUGUGGGCUGUAUGAUUCAGAUAUUUGUCAUUUAUACAUCUGUUAUGUGUGAUUUGUCAACUUUAACAAUAAUGGCAUAUGACAGGUAUGUGGCAAUAUGUAAACCAUUAGAGUAUCACUCAAGAAUGACCAAUCAGAAAGUUAUGAAGUGCAUCCUGUUUUGUUGGACUGCACCUUUCUUUUGUAUGGCUGUUGUUGUCUUUUUGACCACAAGACUCACCCUAUGUGGCUCAAACAUUGGGAAGCUUUAUUGUGAGACCUGGGCCGUCGCUAAACUGGCCUGUUCCUCUACAACAGUGAACAACGUGGUUGGACAGAUAAUAAUUGUAAUAUAUUUUGGACAUGCAGUGAUGAUUGUUUCCUCCUAUGUUAAAUUGAUUAAGACGUGCAGGAUCUCGAAAGAGGGCAGGCAUAAAUUCAUGCAGACCUGUUUGCCACAUCUGAUUGCACUGUUUAAUGUUGCUGUUGCAUUGCUGUUUGAUGUGUUUUACAGUAGAUACGGUUCAGCCUCUUUACCACAAAGUCUACGGAAUUUCUUAGCACUGGAUUUCCUGUUCAUACCACCGAUUCUAAACCCCCUCAUAUAUGGACUACAGCUAACCAGAAUACGGAGAUACGUUUUAGGGCUGUGUUUCAAAAACAAUGUAGGCUUAACCUAAAAUGUGAUUAAAUUACUGUAUAUAUAUAUUGUACACAAAAUGUCUAAUAAACUGCUUAGUGACACAUGUGUAACUCUAGUGUAACUGUGAAAGCUCUGUAUUUGAUGUAG